Molecule: messenger RNA, 216 nt
Organism: Plasmopara halstedii
Lineage: Eukaryota; Oomycota; Peronosporomycetes; Peronosporales; Peronosporaceae
Exons: 2
Coding region: 1-216 (71 amino acids)
Source: RefSeq, a predicted model, not a curated record
AUGUAUGGACUGUUUCCUCAUCGGAAACACCCGGAAAAUGAAUCAAGAGUUGGUCAUGAGGGUGACCUGAGUCUAAAAUUUAUAUGUAGCCCGAGGCGCCAGAUUCCUUUACCCCGCAACGUCAUUGGACAUAUAUAUUGCAAAGAAGAAAGCGGAUUUCAAAAUGAUUUCCCACUAGGUGGCGAGUUUAACGGGGUUUCACGUGCCCUGGUGUGA